AUGAGAAAGUUUAUUAAGAACCCUGAGCUGAUGAAAGCAUACGAUCUAAGUGGAAUGAAAGGAUAUCUUCCAGUCAGUAUUCAGUCUUUCAAUGGGGCCAGUCACGGAGGUGGAACAUACGUGAAAGCUGGAUGGGUAAACUACUCGAAUUCCGACCACCUUCACUUCAUACCGUAUGAGUCGGACGGUAUCACACAGGUCGGAGUACAGUUGCUUAUGUAUAGUGUGGAAAGUUAUGUUUAUUCUGUGUUGGGAGCUCAAGCUAAAACAAGGUGGAGUAUUGUCAGUAGUCAAUUAGGUAAGUCCCUCCAAACACAACAGGCUUUUAGAAGAAUUGUUAAUGACACCAUGGUGCAGACCAGUGUGAACGUUACUAUUAGCGAUAUGAGAAUAGCUAUAAGGGACACUAAUGUAAUACUAAAUAUGGCAAUCAAUCCUAACAUAAUACUGAUUCCCUCUAGGCUAA
Molecule: messenger RNA, 466 nt
Organism: Paramuricea clavata
Lineage: Eukaryota; Metazoa; Cnidaria; Anthozoa; Malacalcyonacea; Plexauridae
Source: the annotation of a GenBank genome assembly